Fusarium musae is the source of this 978-nucleotide messenger RNA. RefSeq names its product Cell division control protein 2. Lineage: Eukaryota; Fungi; Ascomycota; Sordariomycetes; Hypocreales; Nectriaceae. The coding region runs from base 1 to 978 and encodes 325 amino acids. Gene Ontology annotation, cellular component: nucleus; cytoplasm; cyclin-dependent protein kinase holoenzyme complex. Gene Ontology annotation, molecular function: ATP binding; cyclin-dependent protein serine/threonine kinase activity; cyclin binding. The transcript is spliced from 3 exons. The record is from RefSeq and is a predicted model, not a curated record. Gene Ontology annotation, biological process: regulation of G2/M transition of mitotic cell cycle; signal transduction; regulation of gene expression.
AUGGAGAACUACCAAAAGCUGGAAAAGAUUGGCGAAGGUACCUACGGUGUUGUCUAUAAAGCUCGAGACCUUGCCAAUGGCGGUCGAAUUGUCGCCCUGAAGAAGAUCCGCCUCGAAGCUGAAGAUGAAGGUGUCCCCAGUACCGCCAUCCGCGAAAUCUCUCUCCUCAAGGAGAUGCGAGAUCCCAACAUUGUUCGUCUGUUCAAUAUCGUCCAUGCCGAUGGUCAUAAGCUGUACCUCGUCUUUGAGUUUCUCGACCUCGAUCUCAAGAAAUACAUGGAGUCUCUCCCCGUGAGCGAUGGCGGUCGAGGCAAGGCCCUGCCCGAGGGUUCAUCCCCUCACUUGCAGCAUCUUGGCCUGGGCGACAUGGUUGUUCGAAAGUUCAUGUUCCAGCUUUGUGACGGUAUCAAGUACUGCCACUCCCACCGUGUUCUCCACCGCGAUCUCAAGCCCCAGAACCUCCUGAUCGACAAGGAGGGUAACCUCAAGCUCGCUGAUUUCGGUCUUGCCCGUGCCUUUGGCGUGCCUCUGCGCACCUACACCCACGAAGUCGUUACCCUGUGGUACCGAGCCCCUGAAAUUCUCUUAGGAGGGCGUCAAUACUCGACUGGUGUCGAUAUGUGGUCCGUUGGCUGUAUCUUUGCCGAAAUGUGUACAAGAAAGCCCCUCUUCCCCGGUGACUCUGAAAUCGAUGAGAUCUUCAAGAUCUUCCGCAUCCUCGGCACCCCCACUGAAGAGAACUGGCCUGGCGUCACUUCCUACCCUGACUUCAAGGCAUCCUUCCCCAAGUGGCAGCGCGACUACAGCAAGGACCUUUGCAAGGACCUCGAUGCCCAUGGACUUGAAUUGCUUGAGAUGCUGUUGGUGUACGACCCUGCUGGGCGUAUUUCAGCCAAGGCUGCCUACAAUCACCCCUACUUCGAACCUCUCCUAGCACAAGAGCAAGCAUCCGCUCAGGCAAAUGGAUACUAUCACUAG